This is a messenger RNA of Neolamprologus brichardi, 1504 nucleotides long. RefSeq names its product family with sequence similarity 219 member Aa (gene fam219aa). Lineage: Eukaryota; Metazoa; Chordata; Actinopteri; Cichliformes; Cichlidae. The record is from RefSeq and is a predicted model, not a curated record.
GUCUUUGCAAUUCUAACUGAAAAAACGAAUUUGUUUCACGGCGCAUUUCCAGUGGGGAUCUCAUCUCUGAUUGGACGGUUUUUGCCUGAAUAAUUUAUAGACCCGGAAGUGGGGCGGUACUGCUGUUUUGCUGUCGAGUCACCUCUGUCAGGAUGGAAGAAAACGAGCAGCUAUCAUGCUGAUUAACGAAGGAUGCCGACUGCCGACCACCAUAAACCUGGCAUAGUUCGAGUACAUUCGACGUACAGCUUAAACCCCUGCAUCGUUUUCUGCGACGCUUUGGCAAAAUGAUGGAAGAAAUCGACAGGUUCCAAGUGCCUCCAGUUAACGGAGAGACACAGCCUCUGGACCCCGCAGCAUCUUCCACCUCAGAGGCAGAGCCUGACACUAAGGGAGAAAGUGUGGCCAUGAACUACAAGCCCUCGCCACUGCAGGUCCAAAUAGAGAAACAGAGGGACCUUGCCAGGAAGGGAUCGGUGAAGAAUGGCACCGUGGGAAGUCCUGUCAAUCAACAACCCAAGAAGAAUGCCAGGACAAGGCUGGUGGUGCCAAACAAAGGCUACUCCUCCUUAGACCAGAGCCCAGAUGAGAAGCCUCUGGUAGCGCUGGACACAGACAGUGACGAUGACUUUGACAUGUCCAGAUACUCCUCAUCAGGAUAUUCCUCAGCCGAGGUGAGAUGUCUGAGGGACCAGCAGAUCAACCAGGACCUGAACAUCCAGCUCCUGAAGGACGGUUACCGACUUGAUGAGAUUCCUGAUGAUGAGGAUCUGGAUCUGAUCCCUCCUAAAGCAGUCAACCCCACUUGUAUGUGCUGCCAGGCUGCUCCCUCCACAGCCUGUCAAAUCCAGUAGCACUAACCCCACCUACACAGUCUCCUCCGUGCCACCUGUACUGAGGCCAACAACUGACCAGAGUGGCAACAGAGGAAGAAAAAUUAAAGACUGGCAAAGGCACAAAGGGAAAAAAAACAACAACCAAGGGUUUAUAAAUGCGAAAAUUGAAUAUGUACAGUAUCUGUGCAUGUUCCUCCUAUGGUAGGAUCUGUGCAUCUUACUUCUGCAUUGUUGGUUCAAAAGGGACUCGACUGAUGGCAGAAACAUUACCUCUAAGAGAAACACACAACUUUGUUUGAACUUCCAUCUCAUGCUUGUGGAUUUUCUGGCUUAAACAGACCGCGAUGGUGCAACGCUGGUGAAGAAAAAAACCCUGUAAAAUGACAGGAGCUCAACCAAAUACGUGUGAUGGUGACAGGUUGUUAUUACUGCGUCAUCCGCCCAUCCAAGCAGAUGACUUCUUCUACUGAUGUACACAAAGGACAAGAAGAGAUCGGAAGCUUUGUAGUGGCCAUUGUUUUUCUUUUUCUUUUCUUUCAGCCAGUCUGCUUUGUCUUCCUGUGUAUAUAUGUGUCAAACGUGAUGUGUGUGAUUAAGCCCAGGAACACCGUGCUAAACCAUCCAGCUGCCGAUAAAACACUAAUGCUAUAAUAAAGUAGUAAUCCAGA